Messenger RNA from Babjeviella inositovora NRRL Y-12698, 540 nucleotides. RefSeq lists its product as uncharacterized. Gene Ontology annotation, molecular function: GTP binding. The annotation marks the transcript as partial. NCBI's taxonomy places the organism in Eukaryota, Fungi, Ascomycota, Pichiomycetes, Serinales. The record is from RefSeq and is a predicted model, not a curated record. The transcript has a single exon.
GCUGGUGUCACCACCGAAGUCAAGUCCGUGGAAAUGCACCACGAACAGUUGGUUGAAGGUGUCCCAGGUGACAACGUCGGGUUCAACGUCAAGAACGUUUCCGUCAAGGAAAUCAGAAGAGGUAACGUCUGUGGUGACUCCAAGAACGAUCCACCAAAGGGUUGCGCUUCUUUCAACGCCCAGGUUAUUGUCUUGAACCACCCAGGUCAGGUCUCCAACGGUUACUCUCCAGUCUUGGAUUGUCACACCGCCCACAUUGCCUGUAAGUUCGAGGAAUUGUUGACCAAGAUCGACAGAAGAACCGGUAAGACUCAGGAAGAAUUCCCUAAGUUCAUCAAGUCUGGUGACGCUGCCAUUGUCAAGAUGAUCCCAACCAAGCCAAUGUGUGUUGAGGCCUUCACUGACUACCCACCAUUGGGUAGAUUCGCCGUCAGAGACAUGAGACAGACCGUUGCCGUCGGUGUCAUCAAGUCUGUUGACAAGACCGAAAAGGCUGGUAAGGUUACCAAGGCUGCUGUCAAGGCUGGUGCCAAGAAGUAA